This is a messenger RNA of Electrophorus electricus (electric eel), 933 nucleotides long. The record is from RefSeq and is a predicted model, not a curated record. NCBI's taxonomy places the organism in Eukaryota, Metazoa, Chordata, Actinopteri, Gymnotiformes, Gymnotidae.
AUGGUGGACCUGUUUGUGGGGAGGGUUCUGGUGAAGAACAACGCGGAGCUCGAGGAGCUGGACACGGAGCGCGAGGUGGUCCUGCGCCUGCAGAACCGCAUCGUCCUGCUCCUCUUCGGCUCGGGGGCGUGCGACCACUGCCGUGACUUUGCGCCCGUGAUGGCAGACUUCUAUAAGCGUCUGACGGACGAGUUCUACGUGGAGCGCUCGGCGCAGCUUGUGCUGCUGUAUAUCUCACUGGAUUCCUCUGAGGACCUGCAGGCCAAGUUCCUGAAGGAGCUUCCCAAGCGCUGCCUCUUUCUGCCCCACAAGGAUCCCUACAGGAAGGAGCUGGAGGUGAUGUUUAGGGUGGAGAAGCUGCCCACGGUGGUGGUACUGCGUCCAGACUGUUCCGUCCUCUCUUGGAACGCAGUGACGGAGAUCUGCACAAUCGGACCAGACUGCUACCGCAACUGGCAGGAAGGAGCGGAGCUCAUUGACAGGAACUUCAUGAUGAACGAGGAAUAUGACGAGAGCAAAAUGCGCAGCAUCACAGACCCCAUCCGCCGGCUCAAAUACAAGGUGGAUGGCAAAAAGAGAAAGAAAGAGGAGAAGGAUGCAGAGGAAGAUAUUCAUGAAAAUGAUGGAGGGGCAGGGACCUGGAGAUGAGGAUGAAGCUGAAAUUCUUUCCUGUUCCCAAAUCUUAAACAUGGCAGUCAGCUACUAUAUUUGGAAUCUUUUUUUUUUUCUUGAUUAGAUCUGUUGAUUGAUUCACUGACAUUCUGCCUGAAAACAUUCUGCAAUAUGUUAUAAUUUAUCAUUUUAUCAUUGAUAUGUUUUCAGUGGUUUGCAAUUAACUAUGAAGCUAAUAUGAAGUCAUGGUUAGUGGCUAUAGGGAAAUACAACUGCAACUCAAAACUGCAAAAAGGAACAUCAGUGUAAGAAUAAAGCAGU